UUCCCUUCUCUGGCAGGAGCAUAAUGCACUCAUUUCCUCCAUUUAUCUCUGCAGCCUGCUGUGUCAGAAGCUCAGUGAGACUGGAUACACGGAAAACAGAGGAGUUAAACAAGGGAGGGGUGAAAAAUGAGAACACUUCAGCUGGCUUAGCACAAAAUACCCUAGGCGUGGUUCUCAAUUCUUUCUUUACGCUCUACGAGGGUCUUCAGAUCUUGGGAGAAAAACAAGGAAAAGGCAGCUGUAAGUGCAAACAGACUGGUAAAAGUCUAAAACAACGCUAAGGCAGUUUGAGGUUUAGAGAAUCACUGAAACAUGACGACUCUCAGCAGUAACCAUGAGGAGAAUUUAAAGGAGAAUCGACACAACGCCGAUGUAAAGGAGGAACUGGAGGACACAUUGCUGCCAGAAGAUGUAUUAUGUGACUCUUGCAUGGACAGCCCCAGCAAGGCACUAAAAUCCUGCCUGACCUGUAUGGUUUCCUACUGCGAGGCCCAUCUCAGACCCCAUUUGGAAAACGCCAAGUUUCAAAACCAUCGUUUGGUGGAUCCCCUCCAUGACUUCGACUGCCAGGCUUGUGAAGUUCAUCAGCUUCCCAUCAAACGAUUCUGUUUGAUGGAUGGCCACUGUGUCUGUCUGGACUGCGAGAGUCAGGAGCAUGAAGGGCACAUGACUACAUCUGUGGAAGAGGCACGAGCAAAGAUUGAGACUGAGCUGCAGAAGAAACACAAAGAGAUCAGUCAGAGUGCCUCAGAAGCUGAGAAAGCAAUUGGGAAACUGCAAGACAAUAAUGAUUUAAUUAAGUUCUCAGUGCAGGAGGUUUGUUUUACAGUUGAACAGCAGUUCUCCAGGCUGCAGACAACUGUGGAGGAGGCCAGAAAAGGAGUGGUGGAGGUUCUGGAAGGAGAACAGAAAAAGGCCCUCAAACAGGCAGAGGGCAUCAAAGCACAUCUGGAGCAGAGAAGAGCAGAGCUGAUGAAAACACUGGCUCAAAUGAACAAACUGUCCAAAAACAAGUCUGAUGUUGACUUUCUGCAGGAGUACUCAGAGUGGACGAGAAGAGAGGUUAAUUCAUGUGUGCCCAGUGUGCACAUUAACCGCAUGGACCAUCUGACCUCUUACAUCCAAGCAGUGACUGAUGCAUCGCAGGAGCUGUGUGACCUGAUUUGCUCCACCUAUAAGGAAAAACUGAGCAGUAUUUGCAACAGUGGUACUAAAUCCUCGAUGCCAGAGUCUUCACUUUCACCCUUGCCUGACCCUGAGACUCGAGACGACUUCUUGAAAUACACAACGAGCUUGACAUUCGACCCGGACACAACCCAUAAUUUUCUGCGUUUAAUGGAGGACAACAGAAAGUUGACCAAUACCAGCCCCUGGCAGCACAGCUACCCAGAGCACCCCAGUCGCUUUGAAUACUGGCGUCAGGCAAUUACUUUGGAGAGCCUGUACCUAGGGAGGCAUUACAUUGAAGCAGAGCUGAGCGGGGAAGGUGCACAUGUUGGUGUCACCUACAAGAGUAUUGAUCGUAAGGGAGAGGACAGCACUAGCUGCAUCACUGGGAAUGAUUUUUCCUGGUGCAUGGGAAGGAACAGCCGGGGGUUUUCUGCCUGGCAUGCCGGUGUGGAGACAGUCUUAGAAGUCUCUGACAUCACCCGGAUUGGUUUAUUUCUUGACUUUCACCGAGGUUGUGUCUCUUUCUAUAAUGUUACCGGUCCUCUGAAGCUGCUUCACAUGUACACCACUGAUUUCAUAGAGCCCUUAUAUGUUACAGUUUGGCUGUCAAAGAAAGACAAUGUAGUUUCUCUGAUUAAGGUAAAAUGAUGGCAAACAAAUUACCAGCAACCUUCAAUUUAAGCCUGUAAAAGAAAAAAAUUGUACAUAAUAAAUGUUUAUUGGCACUGCAUAACAAGGUACACAAAGAUAUUGUACACAAGGAUUAUUUUUCACAUACUUGUCACAGAAGGUUAAAUUUACUACCAUCUAGUGGUAACUGUGCAGCAUGAACGUGGGAAGCCUGUGCAGCAGAAGACAUGUUGGAAAUUUACUGCAGCUUUGUUGCGGCUUUACUGCUUUAAUGUGAUAAAAAUGACGGAGAAAAGACACAGUUGAGUGCCGAUAAUUCUUUUAUUUGUUUUGCAAGUUUUAGUGAUUAAAAGCUUCAGUGCCUGUCAGCAA
Messenger RNA from Acanthochromis polyacanthus (spiny chromis), 2172 nucleotides. RefSeq names its product tripartite motif-containing protein 16-like. The transcript has 6 exons. Lineage: Eukaryota; Metazoa; Chordata; Actinopteri; Pomacentridae. The record is from RefSeq and is a predicted model, not a curated record. Gene Ontology annotation, molecular function: protein binding; zinc ion binding. The coding region runs from base 313 to 1818 and encodes 501 amino acids.